Melopsittacus undulatus (budgerigar) is the source of this 819-nucleotide messenger RNA. It is a transcript of the gene HOXB8, whose product is annotated as homeobox B8. Bases 1 to 729 code for a protein of 242 amino acids. The record is from RefSeq and is a predicted model, not a curated record. The transcript is spliced from 2 exons. Gene Ontology annotation, molecular function: RNA polymerase II transcription regulatory region sequence-specific DNA binding; DNA-binding transcription factor activity, RNA polymerase II-specific. NCBI's taxonomy places the organism in Eukaryota, Metazoa, Chordata, Aves, Psittaciformes, Psittaculidae. Gene Ontology annotation, biological process: regulation of transcription by RNA polymerase II. Gene Ontology annotation, cellular component: nucleus.
AUGAGCUCUUAUUUUGUCAACUCACUCUUCUCCAAAUACAAAACCGGGGACUCCUUGCGUCCCAACUACUAUGACUGCGGGUUCGCUCAGGAUCUGGGGGGCAGACCCACGGUGGUGUACGGACCCAGCACGGGGGGCACCUUCCAGCACCCGACCCAAAUCCAGGAGUUCUACCAUGGAGCAUCCUCACUCUCCAGCUCCCCUUACCAACAGAAUCCCUGCGCCGUGGCGUGCCAUGGGGACCCCGGCAACUUCUAUGGCUACGACCCCUUGCAAAGGCAGAGCCUCUUCAGCGCCCAGGACUCGGACUUGGUGCAGUACACGGACUGCAAGCUCGCUGCCAGCGGCCUCGGAGAGGAGGCGGAGAGCUCGGAGCAGAGCCCUUCUCCGACCCAGCUCUUCCCCUGGAUGCGCCCGCAAGCAGCCGCUGGACGGAGGAGGGGGAGGCAAACCUACAGCCGCUACCAGACCCUGGAACUGGAGAAGGAAUUUCUAUUUAAUCCCUACCUGACCCGCAAACGGAGGAUCGAGGUCUCGCAUGCCCUGGGAUUGACAGAAAGGCAGGUCAAAAUCUGGUUCCAGAACAGGAGGAUGAAAUGGAAAAAGGAAAACAACAAAGACAAGUUUCCCAGCAGCAAAUGCGAGCAGGAAGAACUGGAAAAACAGAAAAUGGAAAGAGCCCAGGAGGUGGACGAGGAAGGGGAAGCACAGAAGGCGGACAAGAAAUAAAAGGAUUUUUAAGGACUGAAAGGCAAGCGCUGCUGGGGUGGCAGAGCCCUCGAGCCCCACGUUAAUGGCAGUUAAUGUAAGGAAGGGGUG